This is a messenger RNA of Cololabis saira (Pacific saury), 3452 nucleotides long. RefSeq names its product nuclear factor of activated T-cells, cytoplasmic 3-like. The transcript has 10 exons. Gene Ontology annotation, cellular component: transcription regulator complex. Gene Ontology annotation, molecular function: transcription factor binding; DNA-binding transcription factor activity, RNA polymerase II-specific; RNA polymerase II cis-regulatory region sequence-specific DNA binding. The record is from RefSeq and is a predicted model, not a curated record. Bases 260 to 2905 code for a protein of 881 amino acids. Lineage: Eukaryota; Metazoa; Chordata; Actinopteri; Beloniformes; Belonidae. Gene Ontology annotation, biological process: calcineurin-NFAT signaling cascade; cytokine production; regulation of transcription by RNA polymerase II.
UCAAGCGAGAGCAGAGUAAAACUGUUGCAGGAGCGGAGCGACACCGGGCAAAAACUACACAACUAUGGGCUUUUAGUGGAUUAAUAACAGCGCAGGAAACGUGUGUAUUUGGUCGUACAACCACUUCCUCUCCAGCAUUCAUCGACGUAUUGUUUGGCGCUUUAGUUGACACGGAGUUGUUUCUAGUCGGAUGGGAGCGAGUGAGACGGGCUAGUUUAGAGACGGCUCGGUUUAACUAAUUUAGAGCUUUAUUAGUUCAAUGUCCACAGUAAACUACACUGAGGAGCUGGACUUCAGACUUAUCUUCGAAGAGGACGGCAGACAGACAACAGCUCCAGUUCUGGAUGUGAAGGCGCCUCCCUCCAGCACACAGGCCCUGGCCGAGCAGCUCUUGAGCCAGGAGCUGCAGAGUUACUCUCCAUGUUUCCCCCCAGAUGGCUACCACCAUGCCGGCUACCAAUCCCACCAGGGUUACGGUGGCCCUCACGGACCCCCCAGAGCCUUUGACUGCCCCAGCAUCCAGAUCACAUCCAUUGCUCAUAACAAUCACCUAGAGCCCGGCAGCAGCCAUGACGUGGUGGCCGUGGGCGGUGCCGAGGGCGGGUACCCGGAUCCAUCCUGGCCCAGAGACCAGCUCUACCUCCCCAUGGACCCGUGCUACAGAGAAACGGCCCUUUGCCCGAGUCCCUGCAGCAGUCUGUCCUCCAGGAGCUGGAUGUCAGACCUGUCGUCCUGCGAGUCCUUCUGCCAGAAUUACGACGACGUGGAGGCGGAGCUACACGACGCUUCCCUCCUGGCUCUGGGUUCCCCCCUGGAAUCACCUGUAGGGUCUCCGGGCUGUGGAGGGGGGGCGUUUGGGGUAGAGCUGUGGCAGCAGAAGUACCAGUACCCUUCAACGUUCAGCCCGGCGCUGUCUCCCCUUCAGUCGCCCCGUCAGUCGCCCCGUCAGUCUCCUUGUCACUCUCCUCGCACCAGCGUCACAGAGGACAGCUGGCUCAACCGCCGGCCCAACUCCAGGCCGUCGUCCCGACCAACCUCUCCUUGCGGGAAGAGACGGCACUCCAGCGCCGACCCCCACGCCCGCUCCCCCUCCCCUCACCACUCGGCCAGUCCCACCCCGGGAACCUCCCCGCGGGGCAGCGUGACGGACGACACCUGGGCCGGGAACAUCAUCGGUACCCUCGGACCCCUUCUGAUUUCUGGGAACCAGGAGCUCGAUGUCCCUUCCAAGACCAGGAGGACGUCAGGAAGCAAGCUGGGCAUCUCCACCGGUCAGGGAGACCCCAACCUGGAAACCUACCAGGAUUCUCCCGGAGAAGAAGGACGGGAACAAGACGGCCUGGCUGAGCUCUUCCUUCAGGUUCCUUCCCACUUCAGCUGGAACAAACCCAAACUUGGAAACCCUCCGUUGUUCAGGACCUUGUCUCCGCCUCCUCUGGACUGGCCUCUGCCAAACCAGUUUGAGCAUAUUGAGCUAAAAGUGGAGGUCCAGCCUAAGUCCUACCACAGGGCCCACUAUGAGACGGAAGGCAGCAGAGGAUCUAUCAAGGCAUCUACUGGUGGACAUCCAGUCAUCGGGUUGAACGGCUACAAUGAGCAGCCAGUGAGCCUGAUCCUGUUCAUCGGCACGGCGGACGAUCGAUGUCUUCGUCCUCAUUCCUUCUACCAGGUCCACCGGGUCACAGGAAAGACCGUCGCCACCAUCUGUCAGGAAAAGGCUAUGGGUUACACCAAAGUCCUGGAGGUCCCUCUGCUUCCUGAGAACAACAUGUCUACCAGCAUCGACUGUGCUGGCAUCCUGAAGCUGCGUAAUGCAGAUAUUGAGUUGAAGAAGGGCGAGACGGAUAUCGGGCGUAAAAACACGCGAGUACGGGUCGUGUUCAGGGUCGGGGUCCCCCAGCAGGACGGCCUGAUGCUGUGGCUGCAGACGGUAUCUGUUCCUAUAGAGUGUUCCCAGCGAUCGGGCCAGGAGCUUCCUCAGGUGGAGAGCUUCAGUCCAGCCAGCAGCGGUGUGGACGGAGGAGACGAGCUGCUCAUCACCGGAGCCAACAUCUCAGCUCAGUCCAAAGUCGUCUUCACCGAGAAAGGCCCUGAUGGAAGAGUACUGUGGGAAAUAGAUGCCAGAGUUGUGGCGGAGAAAAGUCAUGAAUUCAGCAUCGUCGUGGAGGUUCCCCCUUACAACAAGAAGAUAACAGCUCCAGUCCAAGUCCAGUUCUACAUUUCAAAUGGAAAGAGAAGAAAGAGCCUCAUGCAGAACUUUGUCUAUCUGCCUGGAGUUGGACGUCACAACUCUGCUGCUCCCGGGGUGAAGAAAGAGCGCUGGGAACCAAACAACAUCUCUUACAAUCCCCCUGCUUUCUGUCCAGUCUACAUCCACACACCCUCCCAUGAUUCAGUACUCAGACCCGAUGCAGGUUGUUACGAAUCCUACGACCUCCCCGUGACCUCUGGUCUUCCUGCCCAAAGCGCUCCGUGUCUCCACCAUCCUUUCUCCUCGUCUCUGCCCCUUCAGGCGUCUCUGAUGUUUCCUCCGGCCUCAGCGAUGCCUCCUCCAGCCUUUGCCGUCCCUGCUCCGAUGGCCCCGGCGCCGUCACCGGCGUCCUCCGUCCCCCUUCAGAGCUUAAGCGGCCCGGGCCUCUCCUCCUGUGCUGAAACUCUGAGCAAACAGCCUCUGUUUUUAACGUCCAGGAAUACCUUCAAAACUCCUGCCGACUCCCGCAAAGACUCUCUGCUUCCCAACCCGGGAGAGGUGCUGAGCAUCAAGCAGGAGCCGUUGGACCAGCCUAAUCUGGGAUCCAUCGGCCUGCAAACAAUCACACUGGAUGAUGUGAACGAGAUCAUCGACCGAGACAUCAGCUGUCUGAGCAGCUGCGUGCAGCUGGAGCAGCGGGACCAGUUCCCCUGACGACUGGGACCAGACGUCACCGGAGGCUCCAGUUCCAGAAGACAUCGGCUUCAUCAGAUGUUUGUUUGCAUGAAGUGCUCCAAAUUGUAUGUUCAAGUGCCUGAAGACGGGUCUGCAGCCUUCAAGGCGUCUGCUCUGACCCGGUACUGGCAGAAUACUGUUCCCUCGUCUGUCUCAGGAAUUUUAGUGAAGCCGACCGAUACCUCACAGAAAAACCAAAGAUUUCCACUGUUCAUGACCAAAUUGGACGAACUCUAAAACACCAAGGGCUGUAAUUUGACUUUUAACACAAUCAUCUAUCAUUACAGAUGCUAAAGUUGCACAAAAAUGAGAAAAUCCUUUCAUUAUUUAUUGGCCAGUGAAUAUGAAAAAAAUAAAUCUAUUUUUGAUACUCUGGAUCUGAUCCAGUAAAAAAAAAAAAAACUGAAGUCCUUCAGCUCACGUACAUUUUUAUAGCUUUGUAUGUUUCCUUUAAGUGACAUUCUUACUGUUCAGACUGAACUGCUGUGGUGUGAAGUUGAAGUGAAAAUAAAGAAAAGCGUCUCAG